GACGCAGAUGGUGUCGUUGUUAGUCCUGGGAGCUGCAACCGUUAGGCGCUGAAUUUGAAAUUUCUUGUGGAGCCGGAGUGACGGGCCGAGGGCGGACAAGCGGCGGCACCAUGCGCAGAAGCUCGGUCAGUAACCGCCAGUCCCUCCUGCCCCUGCGGGUGCAAGACAGCAACAGGAUGGGGCUCACCACCCCCCAGAACAAAGACAGACACGGGUUUGGCAAACUGUCCAUGACGAAGCCACAUUCCGGGGCGUCUGAGCGGAAGACCAGCUUUUUUGGGAAAAGGGCCAGCGCGGGGACGGGGCGCACCAGUCAGUACGGGGCUUUUGGAGGAAACGACAAAAUCAAGGACCCCAGACCGCUGCACGACAAAUCCUUCAUCCAACAAUGUAUACGUCAGCUGUGUGAGUUUCUGAAUGAAAACGGCUACUCGCAGACGAUUACUGUGAAGUCUCUGCAGGGUCCGUCGACCAAGGACUUCUUGAAGAUCUUUGCCUUUAUAUACAGCUUCAUUUGCCCAAAUUAUGAGAUCCCCGACUCCAAGUUUGAGGAGGAGAUUCCACGGCUCUUUAAGGAACUCGGGUACCCCUUUGCCCUGUCCAAGAGCUCCAUGUACACGGUUGGGGCUCCUCACACUUGGCCCCAGAUCGUGGCCGCUUUAAUCUGGCUCAUAGACUGUGUGAAGCUAAGCUGCGUGCUGCACGUAGACGACAACGUGUUUGAGGAGCCAGCGGGAGAGCAGAGCGAGAACGGCGUCGACUUUAACCAGGUGUUCUUGGAGUACACCACGCGCUGCUAUGACCAGUUUAUGGAGGGUCGGGACACCUUCGACGAGAUCGACAGCGACGUCUGCUCCAGGCUCAAGGACGCGUACAGCGUGGAGGAGUCCCAGCUGGAGUCCAUGCAGGCCGAGUCCAGGAGACUGAUGGAGGAGAUCGAGCGGCUGGAGAAAGAGAAGGAGAACGAGCCGGAUCGUUUGGCUUCAAUGAGGAAGCUGAAAGCCUCGCUGCAGGCGGACAUCCAGAAAUACCAGAAUUAUCUGACGGAGAUCGAGUCGCAUUCCACGCUGCUGUCCCAGCGCGUCGCCAGCAUCUCCGAGGAGCUCGAGGCAGCAGAGCUGGAGUGCGAAGCGAUAAAGCAGGAGAACCUUCGUCUGAAGAACAUCCUGGACAACCAGAAGUACUCGGUGGCCGACAUCGAGAGAAUAAAGUACGAGGAGAACGAGCUGCAGCAGACGAUAAGCAAACUGACCAAGGAUCUGGACGAGGACAAGCAGCACCUGUGGAGCGAGGAGCUGAAAUACGCCAAGAUCCGCGAGUCCGUGGAGACGCAGCUGACGGAGUUUCACAAGCUGGCCCGGAAGGUGCGGCUGAUCCCGUCCACCGCGGAGAACGCCAACGGGCACGACUUUCAGAUCCACUGUAACCUGGACAGCGAGCAGGGCAGCCUGGCCCAGUGCCGGAACAAAAUCAAUGUUCCUCUCGUAGAAAUUUUGUCUCAGUCUGAAGGACAGAUAACCAGCGCUGCGAAUAAGAAGAUGGGAGUGGAGGACAUGAUCGAGCAGCUCAAUACCCUCAUAGCAGAAAAGAGAAAUGACGUGAAGGUGCAGAAGGACGAGGCCCAGAAACUGGAUGAGUAUUACCAGCAGAGAGUGGAGGAAGCUGACGAGGAUGAGAAGAAAUGGACCUCCGAGAUCGAGUCGCUGGAGAAACACCGGCAGCUGCUCGAGUCCGGGGUCAACAAAAGCAUGGACGAGGCGGUGAAGGAGCUCCAAAAGGUCCAGCAGGAACUACAGCUGGUCGAGCAUCAAACGGAAGAAGAGAUGAGGCAGGUGGGAAGUAAGCUGGUGCGCGUGGUGAACGCCGUGGCUAAUCACGUGGCGGUGAUAGAGAAACACCUGGAGGAGCGGCGGCUGAAGGUGGAGCGGGAGUUCGAGGAGUUCCGCAAGGAGGACUUAGUGGCCGACCUGCGAGAGCUUCUCUCCAGAUACAAGAAGAAGGUCCAGGUCCUGAAGGAGUCGGGAGAUUAGCCGCAGCCGGCAGCCGUCCUCCCUUUAUACGUAGAACUGUCUGCGGCCUCUGAAAUCUUCCGCCAGUCACAAGGAGCCGCGCAUGGGGAGGGAUGAGACUCUCCUGUCUCCUCUGCGGCCCCGCCAGCGAUCUGCCGCGGGAAGACAAAAGGCCAUCUUUUUUUAUUGCUAGCCGGCUCCUCUACAGACUAUCUUUUUGGGGGAAAUGCAUUUCCAAAAGGGACACGUUGUACAUGUAGAGGGGCCGCAGCUGUCGUAUACGAUGAGCGGCCCCUUUAACCCGAUCCUUGCUGAUCCGCGCUCUAGCUGGUUACUGUUACACGUCUUUGGAUGCCGUCGUGUUACAGUUAAUGUCGCGAUCCCGAAAGAAAAGUUCCGACCCUUAAAGCUUGCGCCACCGAUCUAAAAUAAACCACGUCAUAAAUUAA
This is a messenger RNA of Spea bombifrons (plains spadefoot toad), 2458 nucleotides long. It is a transcript of the gene NDC80, whose product is annotated as NDC80 kinetochore complex component. Gene Ontology annotation, biological process: attachment of mitotic spindle microtubules to kinetochore. The transcript has 17 exons. Lineage: Eukaryota; Metazoa; Chordata; Amphibia; Anura; Pelobatidae. The coding region runs from base 111 to 2030 and encodes 639 amino acids. Gene Ontology annotation, cellular component: Ndc80 complex. The record is from RefSeq and is a predicted model, not a curated record.